Hordeum vulgare subsp. vulgare (domesticated barley) is the source of this 840-nucleotide messenger RNA. Its product is annotated as rapid alkalinization factor-like. The transcript has a single exon. The coding region runs from base 212 to 625 and encodes 137 amino acids. The record is from RefSeq and is a predicted model, not a curated record. NCBI's taxonomy places the organism in Eukaryota, Viridiplantae, Streptophyta, Magnoliopsida, Poales, Poaceae.
CACCGACGCGACGCAAACGCGCCAUCUCUCCUCUCCUCUCCCUCCAUCUCUCUUUCCUUCUCUUCUCACCUACUGCGGCCGUCCCGCCAUUGCCAUAUAACCCACCACCCCAUCGCACCCCUCACACACGCCCACAGCUACACACAUCGCCACGGUCUUCUUGGUUCCUCCGUCCACAGCCAGCCAGCUCCGCUCCACCACCUGAAGCCAAAUGGCGAAGCUGCUACCAGCCGCAGUCGCGUUCCUCCUGGCCCUCGCCGCCGCGGCGGCGCUGGCCCCGUCCUCGGCCUCAGCGUUCACGACGACCGUGAACGGCGCCGGAGAGCUUGGCCUUGGCGGCGCAGCGGCCGUGGUGAUGCGCCGGGGCGGGCGGACGUGCAGGGGCACGGUGGGCGAGUGCAUGGAGUACUUCGGCGUGGACGGCGAGGGCGAGGGCGAGGUGGCGGCCAUGGCCGGCAAGCGGCGGGUGCUGCAGGGCGGGAGCGGGUACAUCGGCUACGACGCGCUACGGCGGGACAACGUGCCGUGCUCGGAGCGCGGGGCCUCGUACUACAACUGCCAGCCCGGCGCCGAGGCCAACCCCUACUCCCGCGGAUGCAGCGCCAUCACCCAGUGCAGGGGCUGAUUCAUUAAACCCUUCUUCAUGUCCUCUUACCUGCAUGCCUCAUCAACUAGCAGUACUAGUAGUACUAUCUAUCUGUAAUGUAACGUAACGUAAUUACAAGAAGAAGAUCAAAACACUAGUUGAUGAUGCUUGAUCAAUCAUCACUGGCUGGUGUGAUCAAUCGUACUGUACGUAUCACUGGGGGAGGCAUGGUUAAUUAUUGUGUCAUUUGUGUC